UUAUACAGAAGGUUUCAAUCCCGCUUAUAAAGACCCUUGCUUUUCUAGUACUUUAGACACUUUUCAACUAACACGUUAUUGGCAAGUGCCAGUGAAUUCUAACGUAGAACUUGGAGUGGAAACAACGACAAUGAAAAAAAUGAAAUACAUCAAGUUUUUGUGCUUCCUGUUUUUAAUGGGGAUUUUCCUAGUCAGUACAUCUGUUGAGGCCAAAAAUGGUCGCUGCCCUCCAGUUAAACCACCAUCAACCAAAGGUAUCUGUGAUGAACUAUGCUCAGAGGACAACGAUUGUCCCGGCCGCCAAAAAUGCUGCAGCAACGGAUGUGGAUAUGGAUGUAGAAACCCUUACUAACUUAUUGAAUAUAUUUCCUACUGUAUACGUAGCAAGAAUCAUCUCGUGCAAUAAAGUACCUACGUUCGUGUAAA
Molecule: messenger RNA, 426 nt
Organism: Bemisia tabaci
Lineage: Eukaryota; Metazoa; Arthropoda; Insecta; Hemiptera; Aleyrodidae
Source: RefSeq, a predicted model, not a curated record